AAUUGUAGUUUGUAGUAACGAGUUGCUUGCAAUUGAAAGAAACCAAAGAUUUUCGCGGUAUUUUCAAUGAUCAAAUUCAUCUGUCGAUGACAAGCAAUAAUAAAUGACUUUUAAACUUGUGCAAGUAAUGUGUUUUUAUUAUAGAAAUGAUGAUAGAACAAACGACGAAAAGAAUAUUGCAACUGUGUAAAUAAAAACGACAAAAAUCAUCAAGCAACGCAAAUCAUGUCAAUUAUAACAUUUUAAUGUAUUAUUCUCCCUCAAAUUCAUUAUGGGAUUAUGCUCAGGACGUUGUUUUUCGCGAGAAAGCUUAAAUUUUACUUCCAUGGAAUCGGAUGGCCAAGACAUCAGCUUUAUGGAUUGUGACACAACGACUGAAAAUCAAACAUCGCCGUCGCCGUCAUUAUUUGGUAUAUUAAAAUUUAAAACGAAACAUCAUUCAAAGUUUUUGAAUCGAUUCUGGCGGCGACAUAAACGGCAACAGCAAUCGGCUGUAUCACAAACGGCCGUUGGCGGUCCAUCAUAUGCAAGACUGAAUACAUCACGUCGAAAUACUGUGUCAACACUUGAAAAUCAAAACUAUGGCAAAAUGGUUCUUCCAAAGGAUGUAAUACAGCUGCAAUGUCUCGAUGUUGGUUCAUUGUUGAAAAUGAACGAACGACGUGACUAUAAGCGGUUGCAAUGUGAUUCGCUAACAGAAGGAACUUUAUCAUUUGCCGGUUCAUCGUUGGACUUGGAAUGGGAGCAUGAAUACGAUGCAAUCGAACGGCAACAGAGUCAAGACGAGGCACAGAAUUCAUGGUAUAACUCUGACGAAGAGUCGUCGAGCAGUUCGAGCGAUGGAAAAGGUCAUUCAAUUGAAUUAUCACAAUUUUCAUCGCCAACAAAUCGAUUAAAUCGACAAAAUAAUAACUAUCAACCAAUCAGUAUGAAUACAAAUUCCAUGCGAUGGCACAGCCGACAAAGGAGAAAAAAUUUAAAUCGGUCUACGUCAACGACAAAACUUGAUCAUAACAUCAAAAUGAAAAAGACCAAAAAUUUGUCACACACAUCGACACCGGACUCACUGGAAUGGGACGUACAUGAAGACGACCAUAAAUUCAAAUCUGAAGAGGAUUCACUUGACCAAGAAACGGUGGAAUUGCUUAACGAAAUUGAAUGGCUCAAGAAUCGAGCACUCAUCGAAACCGGCGACACACAAUGGAACACAAAUACACAUCACGACGAAAGUUGAUUUUAAACUCAACGUCAAAUGAUCGAACAACAAACAAAACGAUUCAAUCAUUAAACAAUGAAAAUAGGCCGAAAUUUGACUUUCUUUUGCCUCAUUUUUAAAAAUAUGCUUUUAGUGAUUUUUUAAACAGCAAUAACAAAACAAAUAGAAACAAUCGCAAAUGAUUCGAUUGACUUUAUUUUUUAUGAUUAAUACAUAGUUCAAUUUAUGAAGGGAAAAACCAGCUAGCAAAUCGAUUAGAAAGUGCCUGAGUGUGAAAUUGGUUUAUUUUUCUUAUUAGCAAAGAUUUCAUUGUGAUGCGAUGUUUCCUCUGUUCAUGUUGAAUUAUUUAAUCUAUCUAUAUAAUUAGCUCAUUUAAGAACAUGUGAAAAGAGAAAACAAUGUUCCCAAUAUAUGUUAGCGUUUAUCUUUCUUCUUAACUUUACAUUAUUAGAAUAUAGAAGAUUCCUAUGUAGAAAAAUUAUAAAUCGCUUUUUAUU
Contarinia nasturtii (swede midge) is the source of this 1713-nucleotide messenger RNA. RefSeq lists its product as uncharacterized. The transcript has 3 exons. Lineage: Eukaryota; Metazoa; Arthropoda; Insecta; Diptera; Cecidomyiidae. The coding region runs from base 272 to 1234 and encodes 320 amino acids. The record is from RefSeq and is a predicted model, not a curated record.